This is a messenger RNA of Cuscuta epithymum, 766 nucleotides long. Lineage: Eukaryota; Viridiplantae; Streptophyta; Magnoliopsida; Solanales; Convolvulaceae. The record is from the annotation of a GenBank genome assembly.
GUCUUCCUCAUCUUCAAGGUGAGUUCACUCUGUGUUGUUCGCAGUAUUUCACCCAGACCUCUAACUUUUACGCUUAACAUACAUACAUAUGAGCAUUCCCCGCUGUAUUUAAAUUUGGACAGUUCAAGAUCUGUGCCUUUCGUCAGUGUUUAGGUUUUUCAUCUGACGCCGAAUUGCUGCUUUUAUGUUUCCAUUAGGUAGUCUCCGUGAUUCACAGCACCAAUGGCCCCGAAAGGUGAAUCUGCUAAGAGAGUUGAUCCCAAAGCUCAGGCUGCAAAGGUUGCCAAAGCUGUGAAAGGCACUACCUUCAAGAGGAAAGGUAAGAAGAUCCGCACAAAGGUCACAUUCCACAGGCCCAGGACAUUGAAGAAGGAAAGAAACCCUAAAUAUCCUCGCAUCAGUGCUCCUUCUAGGAACAAGUUGGACCACUUCCAAAUUCUCAAGUAUCCAUUGACCACUGAGUCCGCUAUGAAAAAGAUUGAGGAUAACAACACAUUGGUCUUCAUUGUUGAUAUCCGGGCUGACAAAAAGAAGAUUAAGAAUGCUGUCAAUAAGAUGUAUGGGAUCAUGACUAAGAAAGUGAACACUCUAAUCAGGCCAGAUGGAACUAAGAAGGCAUAUGUUCGGUUGACUCCAGAUUCUGAUGCCCUGGAUGUUGCGAACAAGAUCGGGAUCAUCUGAGCAUAAUGUUAUGUUUUAUUGUCUAGAUACUAUAUUUACAAUUUUCAAUUACUACUGCUCAGAGAUUCUUGUGAUUGUGUUUAAG